Messenger RNA from Gambusia affinis (western mosquitofish), 4676 nucleotides. Its product is annotated as AFG3-like protein 1. NCBI's taxonomy places the organism in Eukaryota, Metazoa, Chordata, Actinopteri, Cyprinodontiformes, Poeciliidae. The record is from RefSeq and is a predicted model, not a curated record. Gene Ontology annotation, molecular function: ATP-dependent peptidase activity; ATP binding; ATP hydrolysis activity. The coding region runs from base 181 to 2499 and encodes 772 amino acids. Gene Ontology annotation, biological process: protein-containing complex assembly; mitochondrial protein processing. The transcript is spliced from 17 exons. Gene Ontology annotation, cellular component: m-AAA complex; membrane.
UCGCGAGAUCCUUGGUUUGAACUUGUUCUAGGUGCGCGCUGCGCUGGUCUCCAAUGAGCGCAAAGCACAGCUUCCUCUCGGCUCAUCCGAUGUGCGUCUGUGAGCUGAUGGGAGCAGAUAUCAGGGGGACUGUGAAAUAACUCCUCGUUAUUCUGUCUGACGGGAAUCUUGGUCCUCAGCAUGUGGUCUGUUCGGAACCGAGCGCGGACGGUUCGGACGUGGAGGCAAAACUUUUUCACAGUUUCAGCUACUUUGCGCUUCAAAGGGGUUUCGAUGGCGUUGCUCAUUCAGGGAAGAUGUGGAGAACUGCAUCAACUCAGUUUUGCUCGGCUUCUCGGCUCAAACAGGCCUCUGAAAGGUUUUGAAAAAUUGCUCCCGAAGAGAAAGGAAGGAACUGGCAGCCGAACAUCAGCAGAAAUUAAAAGAAGUAGAGAGCAAGACUCACUUCGGACCAAAAGACGUGAAGGGAAUGAUGGCAGUGGUGAAAGAGAAAAGGAGAGAUCUCAGUGGUAUAAACGAUUCAAGAAGGAUUUUCCCUUUGAUGAAAGGACUGUCCAGAACGUUGCUCUCGGCGCUGCGGGCAUGACCGCAGCCUUUUUGUACUUCCACUUCAGAGAAACUGGAGUCCAGAUCUCCUGGAAGGAUUUUGUUCUGUAUCUGAGCAAAGGCUUGGUUGGUCAUGUAGCGGUGGUCAAUAAACAGUAUGUCAAAGUGUUUCCGGCCGAUGGAGUGAACUCAUCAGAAGUGGAUUAUUUGUGGUUUAACAUUGGCAGCGCGGCCUCAUUUGAACACAAGCUGGAGAUGGUUCAGGAGGAAAUGGGCCUGGACUCCACACAGAAAGUACCCGUCCUCUACACCAGUGAAAGUGACGGGACGAUGGUUUUAAGCGUUCUCCCUACGUUCCUCUUGGCUGGCUCCUUACUGUUUGCGAAGCGACAGGGGCCCAUAGCCGGAGCACACGGCGGCAGUUUGAAAGGAAAUCCAUUCAGCAUCAAAGCAUCUAAAGCAAAGAUAAUUAAAGACUUUGGAAAUGUUUGCUUUAAGGAUGUGGCAGGCUGUGAAGAGGCCAAGCUAGAGAUCUUUGAGUUUGUGAAUUUUCUGAAAAACCCAAAUCAGUACCGGGAGUUGGGAGCCAAGAUCCCAAAGGGUGCGCUGUUAUCUGGGUCCCCUGGAACUGGGAAGACGUUGCUGGCGAAGGCCACAGCAGGGGAGGCCAAUGUCCCCUUCAUCGCUGUUAAUGGCUCCGAGUUUCAGGAAGUUUUCGCUGGGGUGGGACCCGCAAGGAUGAGAGACCUGUUUGCCAUGGCUCGCAAGAUGGCGCCCUGCAUUGUUUUUAUCGACGAGAUCGAUGCGGUCGGCAGGAAAAGAGGCAGCGGGAGCUUUGGCUGGCAGAGCGAGCAGGAAAACACUCUGAACCAGUUGCUUGUGGAAAUGGAUGGAUUCAACAGCAGCACCGACAUUGUCGUGCUAGCCGGCACUAAUCGAGCUGAUGUCCUAGACCCGGCUCUGAUGAGACCCGGCCGCUUUGAUCGACAUGUAUAUUUGGGCCUGCCUGAUAUAAAGGGCAGAGCAUCCAUCUUUAAAGUGUAUCUGAGACCCUUGAAGUUGGAGCCUUGUUUAAACCUUGAAGCUUUGUCCAGGAAGUUAGCUGCACAGACCCCGGGUUUCACAGGGGCUGAUAUUGCCAAUGUUUGUAAUGAAGCUGCACUGAGAGCUGCACGUCAUGUCAGCCAGUGCAUCAGUGCCGAGCACUUUGAGCAGGCUGUGGAGAGGGUCAAUGGAGGUCUGGAUAAAAACACUCAGCCGUUACAGCUUGUGGAAAAGACAACCGUGGCGUAUCACAGGGCUGGUCAUGCCGUAGCAGGAUGGUUCCUGGAGCAUGCAGAACCACUGCUUAAGGUUUCCAUUGCUCCUCGAGGGAGAGGUUUGGGUUAUGCACCGUAUUUAUCUAAGGAGCUGCACCUGCUGAACCAGGACCAGCUGUUCGACAGGAUGUGCGUGAUGUUAGGAGGACGCGUGGCCGAGCAGGUUUUUUUUCGACGAGUCAGCACCGGGUCCCAGGACGACCUCAGGAAAGUCACUCAGACGGCGUACGAGCAGGUUGUUCAGUUCGGCAUGAACAAGGCUGUGGGCCACGUUUCUUUUGACCUCCACCUUCAGCAAAACGCCGUCACAGAGAAGCCCUACAGUGAGUCGGCAGCGCAGCUCAUAGAUCAGGAGGUCCGCUCGCUUGUAGACGUCGCCUUCCAGCGAACACUCCAGCUUGUUGUCGACAAGAAGGAGAUGGUGGAAAAGGUGGCGAAGCGUCUGCUAGAAAAAGAGAUUCUGGACCGAACGGACAUGGUGGAGCUUCUAGGACCUCGACCUUUUCAAGAGAACGGCUCGUAUGAGGAGCUUUGUGAAGCACUAGAAUUUGAAGAGGAAACUCCACAACCCGAAGGACUAAAGUGUGGAGGGGAUGAUAAACAGAACAAAUCACCUUUUCACAUGAUUCAUUAACAAAUUUACUGCACCUUUCAGAAAUAUUAGCAUCCCCUGAACUUAACAUUUUGUCAUUACAAUCACAUCCAUCCAUAUUUGAUGGGGAUUUAUGCUGUACACCAGUACAAAGCAAGGGAGGCUUUUUUUUUUUUACAAAUCUCCAAAAAGGGCUGAUGUUUUCACAAUGACUUGAAAUUUUCUAGAACCAAAUCUACAUGAAAUAUUUGCCUUGUUUGCAAAAAUAUUUCAGUUUCUGCAAGAGUGUAUGUAAGAGUGGAUGUGUGAUACUCAGAUCUUAUGAUAGAUUGCUAAAUUGAAUAUGAUCUCCCUUUGAUUAGCUCACGACUCUGCUUUGAUCUAAACCAUUUGAUUUGAAUCAUUACAUUCAGGCUCUAGCAGGUUUUCUUCCCUGGAUUUAGCUACAUCUAUCCCCCAUCAACUCUGACAACAGCUGAGAAUGUGACCUGCACUUUAUCUCAUUGGGUUUCAAUAAUGUCCUCUGGAUGAAGCUGCACCCUGAACUUCACUGAGUUUCCUUCAAAAAUGACUUUUUUGACCCUUUUUCUAUGAAGACCACACUGCUGGUCUUCAUAGAAAACUCCUGGACAGGUUGGGUGUAAUACUGUUUUUAUUUUAUUUUCUUAAUAUUUAUUUUUAUUUAGCGUUAUCAGUGAAAACAAAUGCAUGCCACACUUUUUAGAAACUAUAAAUUUUUUAUUUUUUUUCUCCAACUCAAUAAUUUCAAUUCACUACUUUGUGCUGGUACAACAUGUAACAUUCCAAUAGAGAGGAAUUUGUGGCUGUAGCCUGACAAAAUUCAGCGUGUGCAGACUUUCUGUGCACUGAAAUGCCCAUUGACCAAGUUUUUGUAAAAUUUGCUCUAUGGACAAAUGAAAGAAGUUAUUACUGUAACUUGAUCAUCUCCGUCAUAAAAUAUAGACAAUUUUUUCCCUCCCCGAUUUUUAAAAAAUUAAGAAAUCCGUUUUGGAAAUUAGGAUUUUUAGAAAAUUUGUUUUAUUUUGUUUCAUGAUGUUAAAAAAUGCCUUCUCCGUCAUGUUUUCCAUAACUUUAAGGUCAGACAGACGUUUUAGAUGCAAAUAUUUCUUUAACCAAGACUAGUGCUUUUAAUUCAUGGACACGGAAAUCACUGUAUGACUUUAUAUUGUUUGUAAAUGACAUUAGCUCAAUGUUUAUAUUUUCUGUUCCUGCUCAGAACAAAUAGGUUUAAAACAUUUGUUCACGUUUUGCUUAAUAUGACACUUUUUCGGGAGUGCUGUGGUGGCGUAGGGGAUAGCGAUUCCUGGACCCGACCGACAUUGGCCGCAUGUCUUCCCCCCUGUCUAUCCCCCAUUCCUGUCAGCCUACUGUCAUAUAAGGGACACUAGAGCCCACAAAAGACCUCCUGGAGGAGAAAAAAUAAAUAAAUAUGACACUUUUUCAAAUGUUUUUUAAAUUAGAAAUCAGAAUGAAUGACGUUACUUGCAGAACCUGAUCUUCUGUCUCAGUAGUCUUAAAAAAUUAUUGCCAUAGAAAUUGAUUUAAAUUUUUUUAAUUCCUCCUGUGGGUAAACUUGUUGCAGACACCAGAAUAACUUUAAAUUGGCUUCUCUGAAAUUUUAUACAUUUUCAUUUACAUUUAUAAAAUUUCUUACAAAAAAGAAAGGUGUUUGCUGGAUAUGAAAAUGACGAUACAAAACUUAAAAGGAGCCACAAUUUUAUUGAAUCCUCAACCGACCUCUAGCAUCAUAUUUGAUCCACAGCAUUCAGAGUUGACAGUCCUAUAGGCAGGCUGAACAUGUGACAAACCAAGCAAUCCGUUAUCCAUUCACUGACAGUAAAGAAAUAUCUUGAGUUAAUUUUACUAUUAAAACAAAUGUUGGCACUUUGUUACGUUUUUUUUUUGUUUGUUUGUUGGGUUGUUUUUUUUUUUUUGGCAUCCACACAAAUUAUGAUGACCUUUGCUUUGAAUGUAUUUUCUUUUCAAGUUCUGCUCAUUUGCAUCCCUGGAGCAUCGACUGUGGCAGCCACACAUUUCUCUGAGGGUUGGAGGUUGGAGGGAAUCGGUAGCAAAGAAGAAGAAAAAAAAUCUUACUAUGGAACAAAUUAUUGCAAGUUGCUGCUACUUUGUCUGUUUACUUGACUUUACUUGUCUACAAUCCUGCAGGGGGCGCUGGCUAUACAAUUUAGAGAAAGAAG